AUGAUUACUGAAUACUACGUACUUAAGAGACCCCGUCUCGUUAAUAUCGUCUAUGAUUCGAAGGAAGCAAACCACCUACCGACUAUUCCGGUGCUUAGCAUUCUCCAGUUCACGUUUCACUCUGGGGUUGACGUCUUAGAUCCAUCGCAGCUGGGAUCUCUACUAUGGCGAAAGUCUUUAAAGUACGUCUCGACAAUUCCUGGUUUUCGGAGCUUGUACUGGGCCCCGAAGAAUUCUGCUCCCUCGUUUGAUCAGCAACAAGUUAUGAUUGUCUUGGUUCAGUGGGAAAGCGGUCAUGGUUGGAAAUUAUUCCAAUCCUCACUGGGAUUCAGCAUGAUGCUCGGUUAUAUCAAAGAUAUCUCCAACCGCUGUGUCCAACUUGAUCUUCCUAAUUUCAGCCACUUUGGCAGCCUUCUCGAAAUUGUCUCCUUCCGGUUCUCGUCUAGUGUCAACACUGAUAGAGAAUCGGAUUUCAUAUAUAAAUGGAAAGAGACAAUUUCUCCGCUCCUCAACGAUGAGACUACCGGGUCUGAACUGAUAGAUUGUUGUGGACAAUGGCUUGAAGCAGACGAAGCAUCCGAAGAUCGAUUCUUUGUUGGUUUGCUCUUCUGGAAACCGGAUACCUGGGCAAAUCAUCAACGUCAAUCCCGAGAAGCCAAUAUUCGCAACCUAAUAGACCAGAUAACAGAUCUUACAACAGAUGCAACAGCUGUAGUCUCAGUCUUCACAACCCAGCUUAAUCAUGUGGUUCCCGCAACUCCUACGUUACAGCUAUCGAGUCUUCCUUCUGACUCUGUGCAGUCUCAAACAAAUCACCCAAUUUUCAAAACUUCUAUAAAGCCCGAAUACAACGUGAAUGAUUCCACAUAUUCAGGGACGCUGGACCUGAUCCAUGUGAAAUCUGUAAGCCAAGCGAGGAAAAACCCUCCUGAGCGUAUUGCCUGUGGACCUGCUGGUAAUUGGUGCCCCAUGGGAAUUAUUUCCCAGCAUCAUUUACCCCAGCCAGGACAAUACGGCACGGGGACUCCUGGAAUGGAAAUUAUCUCUUUCCGCGGCCGGGCUGACAAUCCACGGAUAAAGAGUUCAUUUGAACGUCUUCGACAGAAACUCUGGGAUUCGCUAGGAGAUUGUCCAGGAAUGUUCUGGGGCAGGGCUAAGGACAAAGAAGGUGAUUUUGACAAAAUUUCACUAUUCGUUGAGACCAGAAAUCGGAACAGAGAGAUUCGCAAACAACUUCAACGGUCCAUUCAAGAAUUUUCAAAGGAAUGUGGCGAUAAUAUACAAGACUUAUCUACUGGAAGGAGUAUCAGCAUAGAUUGCAGUCGUCUUGCUCCGAAUAUGGAUGUCACUUUCUUUGAGGUCUCGGAGAACGAAAGAGAUCAAGAAUCAUUUGAAUAUGCAUUUUCGAACUACGUGGAGACUACGCAUCCCAAACUAGUGUACGGAAGGUACUACAAUGCUGUAUCUAAGGUGACAUGCCUGAGCCGUGGAUGGGUCACCAACCAUCAAUCUCCAUCAGGUCAAAGCGAGCAAGACAGGACGAUAUUGCAGUUCAUGUCCGUUUUCACUUACGAGAAGGAAGGCGCUGGAGAGGAGUGGUAUAACGACUUUGCCCAACGAGCCCAAACCCAGUAUGAUCUUUUGGGUCAUAUUGUCGACUGGAUCCGGACUUUAUCCACGCGUAUCACUAUUCAACGUUUCGCCUUGGAGAAACAAGAUUCUUGGAUGACUAUAUUGAGAGAGGAAAAAGUGAGGCAGACGUAUCCGCCAGAUCUGCUUGCGUUAUUACCACCAUUACCACCAGUGAUAUUACCACAGUCUAUUCAGUCUAUUCCUGAGCGGCCGCCUUCGCCACCACCACCGUCUAUUUUUGACCUUCCCUGGGCUAAGCGGCAAGGUGAGUCAAAUGAAAGAAAAUGAGCAAUGUUUAUUCGAUGCGAGAAGGAGGGUCAGCUGCAGAUUAACCCUAUACUACGCGGUAGUACUAAGGUGCGCGUAAUAGCGCCUCAAAUCCAGGCUAGAAAUUCCUAUCGCAAGAUUCAUGUAUAUAUACUAUAUAAUUAUGUUUUAUAUUUUUAAUAAAAAUUCAGAUCC
Talaromyces stipitatus ATCC 10500 is the source of this 2094-nucleotide messenger RNA. RefSeq lists its product as uncharacterized. The coding region runs from base 1 to 1920 and encodes 639 amino acids. The record is from RefSeq and is a predicted model, not a curated record. The transcript is spliced from 3 exons. Lineage: Eukaryota; Fungi; Ascomycota; Eurotiomycetes; Eurotiales; Trichocomaceae.